AUGCUGAUUCAAUGCGUUUUUUUUUCUUUCUUUUUUUUUUCUUUCUUUUUUUUUCUUUCUUUUUUUUUCCUUUUAGGCUACUUUUUCUUUUCUACAUUUAAUUUUUCUUUCAAUUUUAUCUUUUUAUUUUCAUUGAAUUUUAUCUUUUUAUUUUCAUUUUUCUUUGAAUUUUUAUCUCUUUAUUUUCAUUUUUCUUUCAAUUUUAUCCUUUUAUUUUCAUUUUUCUUUCAAUUUUUAUCUUUUUAUUUUCAUUUUUCUUUCUUUCGUCUUCCUUUCUUCUUCCUUACCUUUUGUUUUACUUUCUUCUUUAUCUCUUCCGUUGCAUCCUUCUCUUUCUUUUUUCUCUUUUCUUCUUUCUUUUCGUUUUUCUCCUUCAUUUUGUUCGCUUUCUGUAUCGCGUUCUUUAUUAUAUUUUUCUUUUUCUUCAUAUGUUUUCAUUCAUCCUUCUUUCAUUCUCUUUCUUUCAUUCUACUUCUUUUUUUAUGUUUUCCUUUGCUUUCUUCUCUAUAUUUUCCUCUUGAUUUCUUCUUCUUCUUUCUAUUCUUCUUCAUUUUUCUUCUUUAUCAUCCUUUUAAUAAAUUUGGCUUUAUUUCUGUUUUUCUUUCGCAUUCGUAA
Messenger RNA from Acanthosepion pharaonis, 615 nucleotides. Lineage: Eukaryota; Metazoa; Mollusca; Cephalopoda; Sepiida; Sepiidae. The record is from the annotation of a GenBank genome assembly.